Fonsecaea erecta is the source of this 246-nucleotide messenger RNA. RefSeq lists its product as hypothetical. The transcript has 2 exons. The coding region runs from base 1 to 246 and encodes 81 amino acids. NCBI's taxonomy places the organism in Eukaryota, Fungi, Ascomycota, Eurotiomycetes, Chaetothyriales, Herpotrichiellaceae. The record is from RefSeq and is a predicted model, not a curated record.
AUGUUCCCUACUGAGGGUGACCCCACUGGCGGUAUGAUCUUGCCCCUGAUGUUCAACAACUUUCUUGAUGCGCUUCGAUUGCCGCAAUAUGGGAUUGACCUAAUCGAUACAGAUCCAGAAUACUGGACGGAAACAGAGUUAAAGCGGUGGCUGAAGCUGAGGGAUUUAACACCUGACACCAAAAUGGCCAGAGCGGAACUUCUGGAACGCGUCAAGGCGAAUAUGAGACCCCAAACGACUUCUUGA